GUGUAUCCCAUAGCUCACGUAUGCUGCGUAACGCACCUCACAAGGUAAUAGAAAGGUGGUGGACGCACGCCAAGAUUAAUGUGACGAAUACUGAAGUGUGUGAAGGCCAAGGUGAAGGCCGCGCUGCCUCCACGCUCAGGCCUCUUCUCUCCACCACAGGCUGCUGCUCAGGAGGAUGAGGACAAGCUUCAGACUGAAUCUGAAUUUCUUGGGGAAGUUCUUCUUGGCCAUCGUUAGUGUCUUUUCAUAUUGUGAAUAUGUCCAUUACUACGUAGUUCUGUCUCAGUGUGGAUGGCCGGCCCUUGAUCCCAGUGCAGCCGACCCGAGUGUGAGUGAUGCAGGGACACAGCUCCAUGCGAUGGUCCUGGCUGACACUCAUCUCCUGGGGCGCAGGAAUGGCCAUUGGUUUGAUAAGUUACGCAGGGAGUGGCAGAUGCACCGGGCUUUUCAGACUACCGUGACGCUUCACCAGCCAGAUGUCUUCAUAUUUCUGGGUGACCUAUUUGAUGAGGGCAAGUGGUGCCAACCAGAGGAAUUUGUGGAGUAUGUGGCACGCUUCCACAAACUCUUUGCAGUGCCAGAGGAUGCUGAUGUGUUGGUAGCAGUUGGCAACCAUGACAUUGGCUUCCAUUACAGUGUCAACCCGUACCUGCUGGACCGAUUCCAGCAUACAUUUGAUGUGGGGCCGGUGAAGCUUGUCCAGAUCGCUGGUGUCACUUUCAUCAUCCUGAACAGCAUGGCAAUGGAGGGAGAUGAGUGCUUUCUCUGCAAGCCCGCAAAGAACAAAGUAAAGGUCAUAUCAAGACAGCUGAAGUGUGCCAAAGGGGACAAAGAGGCUUGCAAGUACUGGCAGAAUCCUGUGUUGCAGCAGUUCAGCCGACCAGUGCUGCUACAGCACUACCCUCUGUACCGGGACUCUGACGCUGUGUGUGACGAGCCUGAUGAGGCGCCGGAGGACAUCAAGAACACCAGGUUCAGGGAGCGGUGGGAGUGCCUUUCCAGGGAUGCAUCAGAAAUGUUGCUGGAGGAGCUGUCCCCACGACUGGUGCUGAGUGGACACACCCACCAUGGCUGCCAUGUGGAGCAUCCCAUGCCUCACAGUCCACUAGUGCAUGAAUACACCAUCCCGUCCUUCUCCUGGAGAAACAAGAGGAGCCCCACGUUUUCCAUGCUAACAAUCUCCUCCAACAACUACUCUAUCUACAAGUGUCACAUGCCCCAGGAAGUCACUGUCCUUGCAAUCUAUGGCAUUGCAGUGGUGCUUCUCAUAGCAUGGAUUGUUCAUUUGAAACUCAGAUCCAAGGGUGUCCUCUAUGUCAAAGUAUCUAAGCAUUUAGACUAAUUUUCAUAUGAGAAUUUUGUACUUUUGUAAUAUGAUAAAAUGGGUUAGAAUUGUACAGCAUCAUGCAAAAGGGAAUAUUCUUACUCUUUGCUCAUGUACAUGCAUUUUGACAGUUACUCAUUACUGCUAAAGAAAUAUGUGAAAAUUGCAUGGUUUUGAGCUGCACAUAGAUAUCAGUUUCAGUUAUUUAUGUAUUACAUUCUUAAACUUGAAAAGAAUGUAUUGUUAUCAUCUUACUGCUAGAUGUGCUUUUCUACCCAUGGUGGAUCAGUCCAUGUUUCUCUGAAGCCUAAUUAUGAAUUGUUUACCAUAUCAUAAUGUAAGACCACUGGACACUGGUAGUGAGGGAUGUGUUGUAUGUUAGCUUCUUCACACCUUGGAAAAAGUUUACAUAUGAAAAUAUUAACUCUCAUUAGAACUGUGCUGAAAGGCAGCUGAUUGAAGACAGCUUGUGUCUGAUAGUGCAGUAUAAAUGUGGGGUGAACUUGAGGGCCUUGGCAGGAGGCUCUUCUUUAGUCUUAUCAGUUGAUUGGACUGAACGCAGGAAACAGGAUGGGUCUAUUAUGAUGAGGCAGGAAUGGACUGCUGUUGGCGCCAGUGUGAAGAGAUCCAGAUAUGCAUGUAUGAAUGACUCACAAAGUAAGGUACAGAGGCUCUGUCCUUUUUCCCCUUUUUAGAGGCCCAGAAACUAAGAUGGAUAGUAAUUUAAGUCUCAGGAAAUGGUUUCAGUAUGUGUGUGUAUUUAUUUACCUAGUUGUAUUUACCCAGUUGUGUUUUACAGGAAAAGAGCUAUGCUCGUGCUGUCCUGUCUCCAUAUCUAAAAGCAUCCAGCUUAACUUUAAAUUCAUUAAUAUUUUUUGCUUGUAUCACUGUUUCAUCUAAGUUGUUCCAUAUUUCUAUGCUUCUAUUUGGGAAACCAUAUUUCUUUACAUCUCUUCUAUUUGCUACUUUCUUCAAUUUCACUCCAUGUCCUCUUGUAUCUCUUGAGUCCCACACAAAUAAGUCUUCUUUGUCAACUUGAUCCUUACCCUUUAAAGCUCUGUAUAUAGCAAUCAGGUCUCCUCUUUCUCUUCUCUCUUGUAAUGAUGGAAGCUUCAGUCUUCUUAAUCUUUCUUCAUAGGCUAAAUCUCUCAAACUUGGUACCAAUUUGGUUGCAGCUCUUUGGAUCCUUUCUAUUUUCCUUAUUACCUUUUUAUCAUGGGGUGACCAAACAACUGUGGCAUAUUCCAGUUUUGGUCAAAUCACAUAUUCCAUCAUCUUUUUCAUCUCUUCAUCCAUGUAAGAACAUGCCCCUUUCAUCUUUCUUCCCCAACUAUUUUGUUUACAUGUUUUUCUGGUGAUAAAUUAUCACUGUUUGUAAUUCCCAAGUCUUUUUCUUCUUUGGUUUUCUUAAUUUUCACUUCUCCCAUGGUGUAGGAACUUGUCAAUCUUCUUUUGCUUUUUCCUAAUUCCAUCAACUUGCAUUUCUUUGCACUAAAUUCCAUUUCCCAUUUCUUACUCCAUCUAUAUAUCUUAUUUAGAUAUUUCCGUAAUAUUUCACAAUCCAUAUUGUUUUCCACUCUUUUCAAUAAUUUUGCAUCAUCUGCAAACAGACUUAUAUAACUGUCAACCUCAUCCACCAUAUCAUUGACAUACACCAGAAACAUUACAGGGGCUCAUUACAGGGGCCCCUGUGGUACUCCACUUGUAACUCUACACCAUUCUGAUUUUUCUCCCUUUAUUACUGUUCUCAUUUCUCUAUCCCUCAAGAAGUCUGUAAUCCAAUUCAGUGUGUUUCCUUGCAAACCCCCUAUAUUUUGAAUUAUCCAUAGCAGUCUCUGGUGUGUGUGUGUGUGUGUGUGUGUGUGUGUGUGUGUGUGUGUGUGUGUGUGUGUGUGUGUGUGUGUGUGUGUGUGUGUGUGUGUGUGUGUGUGUGUGUGUGUGUGUUGGUGAGUGGGUGUUUGUUGUCAGUGUUGUCUUACUUACUCAAUCCAGAAUAUAUAUAUAUAUAUAUAUAUAUAUAUAUAUAUAUAUAUAUAUAUAUAUAUAUAUAUAUAUAUAUAUAUAUAUAUAUAUAUAUAUAUAUAUAUAUAUAUAUAUAUAUAUAUAUAAUAAGACCAUAGUUAUUAGUAUAUUUGAGGUUCAUUUGUGUGAGCUGCCAUGAGUGUGACCAUAAUGUGAAUUCAAUAGUAGGAUUAAAAUUCACAUGUAUUUAGUUUGUUGUUGGGAGCAAUAUUAGUUAUUAAUUAUAUAUCAGAAAAAAAGUAGUGAUCAUUAGUGAUAAAAGGGAUUUAUAAAUCAUUAUAAUCUAUGUUUCAACUUAGUAAAUAUCUUGAAAUUUAAAAUAUGUGAGGUAGGAGGGCUAUCAGUUCCUGUAAUUACAUAUUAUAAGUCUUUCACUGGAGAACUGGCAUGCUAGUGAUAUAUUCUAGUCACAAAGUUGAUUACUAAAAUUGAUACCUUAACUAAGGUCCUUUUUGAGUUUUAAAUUUUCUUUCCUCCUUGUCACAAGUAAUUCAUGGUUUGCACAUCCUUUCCAUGUAUGUAAUUCAUUCUUAGCAUGCUUGAAUAAGAGUUCUAUUGUAAAAAAAAGGAGCACUAACAGUCAUUUCUUGUCUCAUCUCAGGUGCACCAGAUAUGUUUCAUAGUUGAUAUUGUGUGCAUUAGUUCUGUUAUCUUUUUAUCACGCUUUGUUGACCAUCCUGUGAUAAACAAAUUUUCCAUUCCUUGAUUAAUUGAUAUUAGUCUGUAUCUUAAAUAAAUAAUGAGAAAUCAUUAUGAUAAGGAUCUUGGGAAAGAGAUGCCAUCUCAUUUUUCACUGUUUUUCUUUGGUAAGAGAAUUAUAUAUUAGCAUAAGUAAAGGACAAUGUUUAAUGGCUUCUAGUUUUUUUUUUUUUUCUUUCUUUUCUUUUAGUUUAUCUUAAGGAUUAAGUCAUGAAAGAGAGCUGCCAGGAAUGGAGUCUCCUGACAGGACACUCAGUGUAUGCAUCUUACCAACUGAGUCAAGGAUGGACAUCAAGGCUUAGAGAGAGUUAAGAUGUCAUUGAGUGUUCUGUCAGUAUCUGGUUACAAAAUGGUAGCUUAUGAUGAACAUUGUAUACUGAUUAAGGCUAUUUUUAAUGCUCUCAUCUUAGUACCCUCCUUGCAUCUUUAUUAAAACAAUACUACCUUACCUUUGUAUGCAGACUGGAAAGUUAUGUUUUAUUAGGUCAUAACGCUAUGGAGAGAUACAAAUGUCAGAGAUGUUGAAAAUAGUACACUGAGAAAGUUCAACUAAUGACAAGAGCAAACGGCAUUUUUCUCCAUUAUACUGGCACAGCAUCCUAAUCUGUAGCUUUCCAUCACGUUCGUUGAUUGGUAUUGUACUGCAUACUCUGUGGCAUAUGAUGUUCAGCCAUGCAUCCUAGACUGUUGGGAUGAAACACUUCACCAUAAUUUGUUGACUUGUAGUCUCCAUUUGUGUCUUAUAACUGAGGAAUCAUGUGUUAUGUCCAUUUUUUGUAAGAGUUUUCUUCCCAUAAUUGUUGCUUCAUUAUAUGUAGUAAACAUAAAUAUGUAAGUUAGUAUUCCAGAAUCUUCUCAUAUUAGUAAUGUUUGAAUAAUUUUUUAUGCACCAUUAUGAUCUUUGACACAUAGAUAUUCAAGUGACAUUAUGAUAUAUUCUAUGGCCAGAUCCGAAAGCAGGUGUCGUAUUGAAUAAAGUUAAUGGAAGCAA
Messenger RNA from Scylla paramamosain (green mud crab), 5036 nucleotides. It is a transcript of the gene PGAP5, whose product is annotated as metallophosphoesterase 1-like. The record is from RefSeq and is a predicted model, not a curated record. Gene Ontology annotation, biological process: GPI anchor biosynthetic process. NCBI's taxonomy places the organism in Eukaryota, Metazoa, Arthropoda, Malacostraca, Decapoda, Portunidae. The transcript is spliced from 10 exons. Gene Ontology annotation, molecular function: hydrolase activity. Bases 176 to 1342 code for a protein of 388 amino acids.